AUGACUGACUACUUGAACGCUCUCGUCGAAAUUAUCUCCUCCAACGUGAAGAUAUUGAACAACGCGUACACCAAAGAUGGCCGCAAGUUCCCUUCACUCGACGAGCCUUUCGAAGCGACUCCGUCCGCUGAAGCCGUUCAAGAGGCAACUCGGCUGAUCGUAGCGGCUACGACACAGCUCGCGACAUCCGUACGAUCUCCGCUGGAGGUCCUGUUGGAGCAAGCAACUGGCAUGUAUAACACGGUCACGCUCCGCUUUGUGAACGAUCACAAUGUAGCAGACCUACUCAAGGAGGCGGGCCCUAAGGGGCUUAAUGCGAAAGAAAUCGGCAAACAAAUUGGGGUCGAUGGCGCUUAUGUCGCACGGUGUUUGCGCUAUCUUGCCACUCGACAUAUAUUUCGGGAAGUCAGUCCGAACGUUUUUGCGAACAAUCGAUUGUCGUCCGUGCUGGUAAAGAGCAAGCCCUUCAAAGACAUCGAAACAGAUUUGAUGACCAAAUACGACGAUGCGCCUAGUUCUGCCCUCGUUAGUCAUUCGUACGUCCAUAGUGCCCCCGUUGCAUCCACUUUGGGCUUAGUUGUCAUUCACAGCACGGACGAAGGGUUUAUGGGGAGUCAAAGCUUCGUGGAGUUCAUGAAAGAUUCCAAGGGAUACGCCUCCCCCUUCAGCAUAACACUUCAGCAGCACACGAAUAUGUUUGAUUGGUAUGAGCAACCAGGACAGAAAUGGCGGGCACACCGGUUUGCCACUGCCAUGAAGGCGCCCGCUAGUCUGUGGGGACAAGGAGGGUUUGCUUCAGUAUUUGACUGGAAUGCUCUUCCUGCCGGGAGUACGAUUGUUGAUGUAGGAGCGAGUCUCGGCGUGGUCACGAUGGAAAUUGCGCGUGCUGCUCCACAGCAUAAGUAUAUCAUGCAUGAUCUGGAGGGAGCCGUGAAAGAGGCGAGGCGGCAUUGGGCAAAUGAAUGGCCCGAGGCCAUCAAUGACGGGACGGUCACAUUGGAAGUCCACAGCUUUUUUGAACCUAUGCCUGUGAAAGCGGAUGUCUACUUCCUGAGGUGUAUUAUCCACGACUGGCCCGAAGCAGACUGUCGUAAGAUCCUCGGGCACAUACACGCGGCCGCGAAGUCUACCUCCAAGCUCAUUCUCUUCGAGAUGAUGGCUCUUCAUGCAUGCCCAGACGAGCAAAGUGGUAACGCAGGUGCCCCGUACCCUCUGCUCGCAAACCUUGGCGUGGCAGCGGGAGGUUUCAUCACCAUAGCCGAUAUGCAGAUGUUAUCCUUACUUGAUGGUCGGGAGCGCACAACCGGGGAGUAUGCAGAGUUGGGCAGGCUGACAGGGUGGAAGCUUGAGUCAGUGAAGCCGGGCCCUAUUGCGGCGUUCAUCUUCAGCAAGGUAGCGUAG
Messenger RNA from Pleurotus ostreatus (oyster mushroom), 1401 nucleotides. RefSeq lists its product as uncharacterized. Gene Ontology annotation, molecular function: O-methyltransferase activity. Lineage: Eukaryota; Fungi; Basidiomycota; Agaricomycetes; Agaricales; Pleurotaceae. The coding region runs from base 1 to 1401 and encodes 466 amino acids. The transcript is spliced from 8 exons. The record is from RefSeq and is a predicted model, not a curated record.